GGUGGGGCCUCGCGCCCUGCCGCUCCAACUCGCCGGCAGGUUGGGGUGCAUCCCGGCCGCGGGCCCGGGAACUGCGCCGCCCGCCUCUCCCCGGCCGCGUCCCGAGGGCUGGACGCGCUGGGCAAGCUGAGCGGCGCGCGGGCCAGCCUGGAGGCUGACGGUCGGCAAAGUUUGGCCUGAAGAGGAAGUGGCCACCAGCCCUGGCAGGUGGCAGCCGGGCCCGGGCGAGGCGCUCGCGGCCCCCGCCGGGCUGUAGACGAACGCGCGCCCCGACCCCGGCUCCGAGCUGAGUCCCGGGACCUCGGGAGCCCGCCCCGCGAGAGGAGCGCGGCGACCGCCGGGGGAAACAACUCGGAAGUUGGCGAGAGGCUCCGCCCCUCCGCCGCCUCCCCGCCCCCAGCCCUGGCAGCCGGAGCUCGGGUCAAGCCCUGGCUGUGAGCCCCCGCCGGGCAGUGGCACCGGGGAGCAUGGACCCCCGGGCCGCCGCCUCUGCUUCCCCGCAGGGGAGGCGACCGAGGCUCCGGGACUCGCCCUGCGCCUCCGGACGCCUCGGGAUGCUGGCUGCCCUCCUCCUGCUCCUUGGAGGCGCUCUGGCCCAUCCAGACCGGACUAUUUUCUCAAAUCCUGCCUGUGUGAGCCCCCCAGCACUGCUCCUGGAAGUGCAGGGAACCUUACAGAGGCCCCUGGGACGGGACAGCCGCAGCUUCCCCACCAACUGUACCUGGGUCAUCCUGGGCAGCAAGGAGCAGACUGUGACAGUCAGGUUCCAGAAACUGCACCUGGCCUGUGGCUCAGAGCGUUUGCUCCUGCGCUCUCCUCUUCAGCCACUGAUCUCCCUGUGUGAGGCGCCUGCCGGCCCUCUGCAGCUGCCAGGAGGCAAUGUCACCAUCACCUACAGCUAUGUUGGGGCCAGAGCACCCAUGGGCCAGGGCUUCCUGCUCUCCUAUAGCCAAGAUUGGCUGAUGUGCCUGCGGGAAGAGUUCCAGUGCCUGAACCACCGCUGUAUACCUGCCGCCCAGCGCUGUGAUGGGUUCGAUGCCUGUGGUGAUGGCUCUGAUGAAGUGGGUUGCAGCUCAGACCCAUUCCCUAGCUUGAGCCCAGACCCUGACCCUACCCUCUCCUGUAAUCUCACCCUGGAGGACUUCUAUGGGGUCUUUUCCUCCCCUGGAUUUUCACACUUCGCUUCAGUCUCCCAUCCCCAGUCUUGCCUGUGGCUGCUGGACCCUCACGAUGGCCGGCGGCUGGCAGUUCGCUUCACAACCCUGGACUUGGGCCCUGAGGAUGCAGUGCAUGUGUAUGAUGGCCCCGGGCCUCCCGAGACACCUCGGCUGCUACGUAGUCUAACCUGCUUCAGCAAUGGCAAGGCUGUCACUGUGGAGACAUUGUCUGGCCAGGCUGUCGUGACCUACUACACACCUGACAAGAGCAGCGGUCGGGGAUUCAAUGCUACCUACCAUGUGCGGGGAUACUGCUUGCCUUGGGACCGGCCCUGUGGCUUGCGCUCUGGCCUGGGGGCUGGCGAGAGCCUAGGGGAGCGCUGCUACAGUGACACACAGCGCUGCGAUGGCUCAUGGGACUGUGCUGACGGUACAGAUGAGGCAGACUGCCCCAGCUGCCCACCCGGACACUUCCCCUGUGGGGCUGCCAGCACUCCUGGCACCACUGCCUGCUACUUACCUGCUGACCGCUGCAACUACCAAACAUUCUGUGCCGACGGAGCAGAUGAGAGACGCUGCCGGCACUGCCAGCCUGGCAACUUCCGAUGCCAAGAUGAGAAGUGUGUAUACGAGACAUGGGUGUGUGAUGGGCAGCCGGACUGUGCAGACGGCAGCGAUGAGUGGGAAUGUUCCUAUGCCCUGCCCCGCAAGGUCAUCACAGCCGCAGUCAUUGGCAGCCUGGUGUGUGGCCUGCUGCUGGUCAUUGCCCUGGGCUGCACCUGCAAGCUCUAUGCCAUUCGCACCCAGGAGUACAGCAUCUUUGCGCCACUCUCCCGGAUGGAGGCCGAGAUUGUGCAACAGCAGGCACCCCCUUCCUAUGGGCAGCUCAUUGCUCAGGGUGCCAUCCCGCCUGUGGAAGACUUUCCUACAGAGAACCCUAAUGACAACUCAGUGCUGGGCAACCUGCGUUCUCUGCUGCAGAUCUUGCGCCAGGAUAUGACUCCAGGGGGUGCCUCAGGUGGCCGCCGCCGCCAGCGGGGCCGCUCAGUGCGUCGCCUGGUUCGCCGUCUCCGUCGCUGGGGCCUGCUUCCUCGAAUCAACCCUCCAGCUCGCACCCCUGAGACCAGGCCCCAGGUCACACCUUCCUCUGCUGCUCUGGAGGGCCCAGAUGGCAGCACAGGUUCAGCCUGUGAGGGUGGGGCAGUAGGUGGGCAGGAUGGGGAGCAAGCCCCCCCUCUGCCCAUCAAGUCUCCCCUCCCAUCUGCCAGCACAACUCCAGCCCUCCCUACUGUCCCUGAGGCCCAGGGGCCACUGCCCUCAGUGCCUUUAGAACCAUCACUGUUGUCUGGAGUGGUGCAGGCUCUUCGAGGCCGCCUUCUGCCAAGCUUGUGGCCCCCAGGACCAACCUGGACCCCGCCUGGACCCCACACAGCGGUCUUGACCCCAGAGGAUGAGGAUGAUGUGCUGCUGAUGCCACUGGCUGAGCCAGGAGUCUGGGUGGUUGAGGCAGAGGAUGAACCACUGCUUUCCUGAGGCAGGAAGAGGGCUCAAUAAGACCCCUGCUGAAUACAGCUGGAGACCACCAUCUUCCACCACCUCUCUCCCUCCAUCCUGUGGCUAUCCAGAACAUACAGUUCUUAAAGGAUCAUAUGCCUGGACACUCCAUCUUUGCCAAACCCUUACCUAAAAGUGGCCUUAGGCACCAGAAUACCAAUUGGUUGGAAACCUGCCUGUGUCCAAGAGGAUUCAGGCCCAGCCAGAGGUUCUGCCAGCCUCCUUCCCUAGGGGGCCUGAUUUACAAAAAGAAUGCACCUAAUACCUCUGUCCCAUAGCCAGGCCACUGUCCAAGAAAUCAAAGUAAACAAUAAAGGAAUCAUAAGUUUUAACAUCUUGCAAAUUAGCUGAGCCCUGUCUUCCUACCAUCUCCAACUGUGUUCAUCUCAUCUUGUUCCUGCUUUGUGCUUGUGCUGAGCCCACACCUGCUGCUCUCUUCCCGGUCAUUUGCCAGCCACCCCACUCUUCAAAAGGUAAGAACAGUCAAGGAACCCAGAAGGACCAGCCCUUUCCAGGGGCCCAGGCAGAGCUAGGGCCCUGCCUUCAAUAAGGGACACCAAGCACCAAGUCACUAUUCAGAGCCAGGCCAGAAGUCAGGAGCCAUCUGGGGCCUUGCAGCUGGGAAGGUUCCUAUUCAUGAAGGGCUCUCCACAGAUCACAGGAGCAGGCUGUCCCUAGUGGAAUGCAGGAGCUGUGACUGCCCUCCACCCCCACCAGUCAUGUAACAGUCUGGCCUAGCUCCCCGAAGCAGGCAACCAUUAGUUGAAGGCAGAUCAUAUUCAAGGUGUGGAAGUGCUGGCAUCACAACGAAAUCCAAGGGGUCUUCCUGGAGGAGGGUUUAGUCUGAAUUCUCAGCCAGGUGUGGUAGUGCACACUUUACGGGAGUGUUUGGGAGAUGGAGUUGGGAGGAUUGAUGCAAGUUCAAUUGUGAACUACAUAGAGACACUGUUUCAAAAUAAAUAAAAGAUGCUCUCAGCACUUAGUACAGAGGUGAGAAUUGUAGACAGGACAAGCAAAUUAAGACACUUAAGGGCUAGACCGUGGACCUGAGAAAAGGCAGCGGGGACAUAAGUAGUGGCUAGCAGAAAAAAGCUGGGGAGGAUGGGGAAAAAAAUGGCCUGUGAGGAGUAUUGGAACGUUGUCCCAGGAAAGCAAGGUACAGCAGCUGGAACAAAAGCUAUGGAAGG
Molecule: messenger RNA, 3898 nt
Organism: Octodon degus (degu)
Lineage: Eukaryota; Metazoa; Chordata; Mammalia; Rodentia; Octodontidae
Gene: Lrp10
Product: LDL receptor related protein 10
Exons: 8
Coding region: 468-2690 (740 amino acids)
Cellular component (GO): plasma membrane
Molecular function (GO): protein binding
Source: RefSeq, a predicted model, not a curated record